AUGGACGUGGACCAGCUGAUGGCGUCCUUCGGUGCGGUCACGAUGCACGGCUCCAACCGGCCACAGGCCUCCGUCCCGGCGGCAACGGUGGACGAGCUGACGGCGUACUUCAGGGCGGUGACCAUGCACGACUCGGGUGCCGCCGCGGCCGUCCCGGUGGCGCCGGUGGACCACGACGAGCCGGCGAUGGGUGAGGAGGCGUGCACGCUGCGGGUGCGGCUCCCGGACGGGCAGUUCAUCUGCAAGACCUUCGGCGCCGGUCGUCCGGCGACGGCGCUGUUCCGGUACUGCCACUCGGCGCUUACCGCCAGCUACGGCGCGGAAGUCGGGAUGCGGCCGUUUCGUCUCCUGAAGCUCGCCGGCGGCGCCACCGAUGAGAUACGUCCUGAAGGAUCGCCGCUGCGGGACCUCGGGCUGCACCAUUGCACCGUCCACCUGGUCUUCUGGGUUUAG
This is a messenger RNA of Triticum turgidum subsp. durum (durum wheat), 453 nucleotides long. NCBI's taxonomy places the organism in Eukaryota, Viridiplantae, Streptophyta, Magnoliopsida, Poales, Poaceae. The record is from the annotation of a GenBank genome assembly.